AUACUAUCUUGGUCAGCCACCACCACGAGACACUACCCUGGUCAGCCACCAUCAGGAGAUACUACCUUGGUCAGCCAUCACCACGAGACACUACCCUGGUCAGCCACCACCACGAGACACUACCUUGGUCAGCCACCACCACGAGGGUGUGCACGAACGGGUCACCUCUCACGUCUUCUGCUGCGCCACAUCAGCACACCUGAUGGAGAAAAAUUAGCAUACCAUUAAACCUUCGUUCUCACUUUGACUCCCGAAGUUCUUUGGUGACAGUGUAGUUGGGGUCCUUACAACUGUUGGCAGUAGUGUAGCUGGGACCCUAGAGACAACUCGUUUAGUGUAAUUUUGAUCCCCGAAGUGCGUUUGGGACCACCGAAGCUCCUGAUUGCCCCACAUAUAAUAAACUUCGGGUGAGUGGGGCCCAACAUGCUCCUAGAGAUAAGGAACACCCAAGACUAUUAAAAAGAAAACCUUUGCCGUUCAGGAUGAUGGCGAAGUCGCAAGCCAGUAUGGCCACGAUGAGAGCUACGGCGGUGGUGACCAUCUUCCUUCUGCAGUCAUUCUUGCAAGAAAUCAAGGCCGAUGACCCAAACAGUGCCAGCACUUCCCCGCCAGAAAAGAAAGACCCGCCACUCUUUAGCUCCGAGCAGGGCUUCGAAGGGAAGCUUAUUGUGUCCAGGGACAGCCCUUACUAAUGGAAGACUGCAAUGGGCCCCGUCUGCGUCUACAACCAAACGGACCAGGUGGUGGUGGUACCAGCUGGCUUACGUCUCUCCUCGGGUCAGCUGGAGGUAGAGGUGCACGAGGCUAAAACUCUUCAUGUCUACCCUACUUGUGUAUCAUGGAUACAAGUGUUCAGUGCCGGCCUCGUCAACACUCUCCCGUCACAAGAGGCUCCAGACUGUCGAACUUGGCUCAGAGUUUACAACUCCAAAGUGGACACUGUAGCCUAUGGCGUCAAGGACCUGACCCUCGUCGAUACUCAGGUCAACACCAUUAAUCUUGUCGACCAACGGGAUUUCAUGGCCAUCAAUUCGACAAUCAAGUCAGUAGAGGCUCUGGAAUGGGAAGGCUACCGUGGGACAAUCCUCAAUACCUCUAUCCAGCGUGUGAGUCACAUCGUGGCCAAAGACAGCUGGUACAUUCUGGAGAGCCAUUUGGGCUUCGUUACCACUGAAGGGAUGACAUUUCAUGCUCGCGAAAUGUCCGUUAUCAACACGACCAUCUUACAUGUAGCGCCACAAGGCCUGACGAUCGACAUCGGUGCCGUGUCCUUCACUAAUGUAACCAUAGACUUCCUGGAGAUGAACGCCAUUGUCAUGACAACGCCAAUGGGAUUCCUGGCGUUGAACAAUGUAACUAUUAUGUCGGCUUUCGCUCCGUGUAUUGUCCUUCCUGAUAAAGAGAAGAUCUCCCUUACUAACGUGACGAUCAAGGGUGUUCCACUCAACUACACCUCUCCGUAUCUCAAGUUUCGGGACGACGAAAAGCUGUCUAGUUCCUUACCCAUGCAAAUAGAGUCUUUGAAUGACUUGUGUUCCAGCAGCAGCACCACCCUCAGCUGCGACCUUAACAACGUUAAUGAGACGGUGGUUGUGCAUGGUGACAGUAUCAAGCCAUACCGAGUGUUGAACAUACGCAAUGCAAGGGACGUGCGGAUACUGUCUCUCAAUUGUGGCACGGAACUGCAGUUGCAGUGGUCUUCUGCCUUUCUUCCCCACAUUCUCCCCAUUACUAGUGGGGAUUCCAAGCCCCCAUGCACCAUCGCCGUCAGCGCAUGGCAUUCCAAACUGGAAGUGGUGUCAGUAGCGCACAUCGACACCAUGAAUAUAUCUCACAGUACAGUCAGUAGGCUUCACGGAGGCCAACUGCAGAACCUGGUACUUGUCAAUUCCACGGUGGAGGAGUUGGACGGGUUGCUGCUCUCAGGAGACGGAGCCUCGUGGCAAGACGUCUCCAUUGGUUCCCUCUUCAACAUCACCAUUGUCUCUCCCAUCUCUGCCAGCAAAGUCCGUCUGCGAGAGAAGGUUAGUGGUGGCUCUGUAACCGUGGAUCACCCCAACAAAACUAGCGUCUUACAGCAGUUGAAAGCAUCGAGGCUCGAGCGAAGGAGCUUCGUGGUACGCAACGGUAGCAAACUCAUCGUCAGUGACAUCUUGGGAAUCAUGGCAGCCAAGGACUCCAUCGUCUUGGAAGAAGGUGCUACUCUCAACGUGAUCAGGGGCAAGUUUCUCCUGCCGUCUUACGGUAUCGUUUCCGCCACCUCCUUAAAUCAGGUAACUGCAGAAGAAAUUAGCCUCUCUGACAUCGUUAAUAUUAGAAGUCCACCGCUGUCUAUAGAGAAUAUUAAUAAUCUCACCGUCACCAAUGUCCAAAGGUCUCCUUUCUGCCACAAACUUCUGCUCUUUCAUCAGAUCUGCAACUUCUCCAGCGCUCCUGAGGGUCAGGUUACUGUUGACCUGACGGAGGGUCAGUUCAGUCACCGAGCUAUUGUCACAUUUGCUGCCUCAGUUCUUAUUUAUCCUUCAUGCAUCGAGAAGCUCAUCCUGAUGGACGUAAGUAAUGCAACGACAGUGGAUAAUGGAAGGGAUUGUCAAACAUGGCUGGAGGCAACUGGUGUACACUUCGCCAACAUCACCUCCGGUGUGUUGGACGUAACACUCACCUCCUGCAGCGUGGACCUGCUGGCACCUGACCGCACCCUCAGGGACGUGGACCUAGAGGGAAGCAAAGUAGCCAGAAUAUCUGGUGUUCAUUGGACAGGAUACACUGGAGUCUUCAAUAAUUCUCAGCUAGUGGAGGUGGGAGGUAUGCAGGCCGACAGUCGCAUGAUAAUGACCAAUUCCACAGUAGGAACCUUCCUCGAAGGUGGUCUCACCAUCGUAGCCGAGGGUAUUAUUUCCAACAGUACUAUCAAGCAAGUUAUGACUGACGGAAUCACCAUUAAAGGACUAUCACAUAUGCAAGACGUCACCUUCGGCACACUGGCCAAGGGUGCUAUUGUAGUCAAAGAUGGCCUAUUGUUGCUCUCCAAUGUGUCAAUCGGGACUGCAGAUGAGGGUAGCAUUGUAGCCAGCAAAAAUGGUGGCGUAUCUUUCCAAAACGUGACAGUAAGUGGCAAGACGGUCCACUGGCUCGGGUACCUGGCUGACCCUCUCUCACCCCUCAACCACUCCCUGGUACUUCUAAACAAACAUUAUAAUGAGAGUAAGGAAAGUAUUUCUGGCGAGACCAGUGCAAAACCACGAAAACAAGCCACCACCAUCACUACAACCACCACUACUAGUACUACUACCACUUCCACCACCGCACUCAAUAAGUCACCCCCAAAAGCUUCGUCAAUAGUCCUGACUCCAACAACGUUAUCCCGGGAUGAAGUUCAGAGCUCCGUCACCCCAGAUAUGCUUGUGGCGUCAUCAAGCUCCUCGUGGAAGUGGGCAGGAGCUGGAAUUGGAUUCUUCUUGGGGCUCCUGGUUGGAUGCUGCAUUUACAUCACCGUCAAGGUUGUUCAACCAAACAAGGGUCGACUAGUAAUACCUACAGUGUUCUGGAGAGUGAAAGAGGACAAUCAGGAGCUGCUACACGAGGAGCAAUGUGCCGCAGAGCUGCCCACCAUCAGAAAAGAUCAAGGAUAUCAUACUGUACCGGGUUCUGACGUCUUCUAGAGUGCCAUCAUUCAAGGCUCCAAGGUCUGCUAUUAUUAUUAUAUUAACAAGGAAGUGCUAAAACCACAGGGGUCAUAGAGCGCCUGGAAAAGGGGAGGUAAUCAGGUUUGAUGCGAUGAAGGGGAGGGUAACUCCAAUUCGUCAGAUCAAGAGCCUCCACCACCAUCAACAUACCCCCUUAAAGAGUAGAGACGUAUUAACCUAGUACUUUCAUCUGGCAUUCUAGUCGAAUAGGUCGUUAAUUAGCUGAGAUGCAAUCCUUGAUUAUCUUAUGUUCUCAAGUAUGUUGACCAAGUACUGGGAAUCAUCAGUCGUCCUGCACAUCGCGGACUUUAACUUAAUACCAAUCAUCUGUCAUGGCAGGCUUUGUUUAGUUAAAUAUCACCAGUAACUUAGUGUUUAAAGCUGAUGUGGAAGAUCUUAAUGACCACAUCUAAUGCAGUGUCAGUGACCAAGUAUUGACCGUGAAAUGUCUUUGCAUGUCAGUCCUGUUCCCCAGUUCUGAUAGCAUCCUCCUCAAGGGAGGUUCCUUGAUGCUGUUGAGGGGCUCUUGAUCUAGGGAAUUGGAUCUGUGCUCCAGUUCCCUGAACUGAGCCUGAAUGCCUUCCAUCCCCCCACAGGUGAUGUAUAAUCAUACGGGUUUAGCGCUCCCCCAUGAUUACAAUAAUAAUAAUAAUAAUACUAAUCUGAUAGCAUCCUUCCUUUGGAUGAAACCUGAUUAACAUCCCAAGGUAGAAUAAGUCUGCAUCCUUGGAUCAAGAGUCCCUCAUCAUAUUAUGUAGUGUCUCAUAUUAUUAAUAUUUAAUAGAAAUGUUAUGGAGACAUUUGGGUAUUUUUAAAAUGGUUGAUCCUAUAGUAUUUUAAAAUGUGUUUGUUAGGUUUAAGGCCUAUUGUGUAUAUGGGUCAUUGAGGCCAUAAUCAUCUUGUACACUACCAUAAUUAAUAUAUUAAUCCCUAAAAUAGGGAUUAUAUUGCAUUCAGUGUAUAUACACAUGCAAAACAAGCCACUAAGGGAUGAAAAAAAUGCAAGCUCUAGGCUUUUCUAACUUUUAUGAAUGCUUCUUCAGGAGCAUUGCAACAGCUUUUAAUCGCCUGUUUGCGAACUCAUUUUUUUUUUUUACACAGGGUUUAACAAGGUUAGGUUAAGGUUUUUAUCGCCUGUUUGCGAUCUCUCUCUCACACACAGACCAGGAGCUGAGUCUCGACCCUGCAACCACAAUUAGGCGAGUACACACAUACACACACACUCAAACAUACCACACACAACAGGUCAAGUGUCAGUCAACAAGUGCCUUUUAGCAAUUAGUAACUGCACACACACAGGGAUAUAUAAAACUCUUGGUGUAUAUACCCUGAUUUUUAAUAUCUGUAUCUGGAGGAAGGUUCCUAUAUAAAUCAUGUAUAGAGGUUAAGUCAUGCUCAUUUUGCUUGUUUAAUUCAACCAAUGGUGUCCAUGAAACAAUUUGAAAUAAAACAUGAAUGCGAAAA
Cherax quadricarinatus is the source of this 5150-nucleotide messenger RNA. NCBI's taxonomy places the organism in Eukaryota, Metazoa, Arthropoda, Malacostraca, Decapoda, Parastacidae. The record is from RefSeq and is a predicted model, not a curated record.